UUCGCAGAUUCAUAAGAGUUUUGGUGAUGUCACGUGACUCUUGAAAAACUAUAGCCUGUUUUACGGGAGUUGCUGAAGAAUGUCAAUACUAGACUAAAACAUGCAAGUAAUCUCUUCACAACAGAAAAUGGCACGAGGGAGAGGACACAAGCCACAAAGAUUUAGAUCAAAAUACACCAGGGGUGAAUCGACCCGGAUAAAGGGCGAAAUGACGUUACCGGGGAGCGAAACGACUCAGGGCGAAAAUGGAUACGGGUGAAAUUGUUUUGGGCAAAACAACCCGGAUUCAACCAAAAGUAUUGACUUAAUGUGCCCAGUGCACUAAAGUGUCUCCUCUCUUCCCAGAAGAAAGGGGAGAAGUUUGAUAAAGAUAGGACUGGAUGAAUAAACGGAAUCUUCCAAGCAUAUACAAGUGCCGAGUAUGGAUGAUUGAUGUGCUAGCAGAGAAAACUUGUGAUGGUGCUUUGAAGAUUUGGUUGCAAUGAAAAUUUGGGAUUUCAACAGAAAAUGGUGCAAAAAGAUUAUACUAGCUAGUGUGGCUCUCACUAGCUUUGUGUUUGUAUUUCAUUGGAUACGAGGAAUCUUCAGCAAUGACAUUUAUGUUUCUUAUUUGAAGAUUCCAAGACCCUCAGGAAUUAUUAAGCUGCAUAUCCCAGAUGAUAUGAAAAGUGGAGUGGCAUAUAUAGAGUACCUCAAGAAACGAUAUGACAAGAUGAAAGACUACAUGUCCACAGCAGCAUCCAGCAACAUAUCAUGUGACAGUCUUAAAGACGAUGCACAAACUCCCUGCAUUGACAACACAUGUAAUGUAUUCUUUUCAACACCGGAAGAAAAUUGGAAAAAGAUGGAAAAUUACCCAUCAUUGAAGUAUGAUGAAUAUCUGGCCAAGAUGAAGGAUUUGGUUAGUGCUGUGGCAUCAGGCAGUGAAAAGAAAAUCGUCAUGGUGACAGCAGCAACAUCAGAGUACUUCUACCGGUCUCAGGGACUUCUUCAAGAACUGCACGAGAAGGUGUUGCGUUACUACAACAACGUGUUUCUCAUCUAUUAUGAUCUCGGCCUGCAUCCGUGUGAACGUCGUCUUAUUGAAAAAUACUGCAGAUGUGAAGUGAAAGACUUUCCAUUUGAAAUAUUUCCUGCACAUGUGAAACAUACCAAAAACUAUGCAUGGAGGCCUCUACUUAUCCAGCUGGAGUUGUUGCAGCAUGAAGUUGUGGCCUGGUUCGAUACAUCUGUCCGAUUUAAACCUCAAAUUGUGGCAAAUAUCUUUAGGAAAGGUGUGAGUUUCGGUAUAAUGCCACUCUAUGGCGAGUUCUCUGUAGCACAACAGUCUGAUGUUAAAAUAUUCCAGUGGUUUGGCGAAGAGCCAUGCUCUUUCUCCAAUUACUUUGAAAUUCAAACUGGACAUAUCAUGUUUUACAAAAGUAGUCUUGUAGAAAGCAUUAUCAAAUAUUGGGUAACAUGUGCUUUAAACAAGGAAUGCAUAUCACCUGAGAACUCCGUGUACGACUGCGAUAGUUCUACUAGGAAGUAUGGAAAGUGUCACAGAUUUGACCAGUCAGCAUUAAGUAUCAUAUUAACUAGACUCUUCCAGGAGUCUAGAGCUGUGUUACAUUUGACCAAAUUUGUUCUUCACAAAAGACAACCAGUCCAUUAUUUCCCAGAAGAACCUUCUCUUUUCUGUCUACAAUAGUGAUUUUAUAUAAUUAUUUAUUUAUACCGUAUGUGUUAUGUGAUUAAAUGUUUUCUGAAAACCA
Molecule: messenger RNA, 1754 nt
Organism: Gigantopelta aegis
Lineage: Eukaryota; Metazoa; Mollusca; Gastropoda; Neomphalida; Peltospiridae
Exons: 9
Coding region: 482-1690 (402 amino acids)
Source: RefSeq, a predicted model, not a curated record